AAAACUGUGAAGAUCUGGCGAAGGUGGUACCAACAUGGUGUACCUUGUAAAUAUUUGUAUGGAAUGAUGCACGUGGUUUAAAAAGAGAGAUGGCUCCACCUACCAUCCAGGUGUCAAGCAAGGAUUGGGUUAAGUAAAAAGGCAUUAUUGGGAUUACAAAAAUCAAUUGAAUUUUGCUGCCCAGGAAUGGAAGGCUACUUUUAUCAGGUGUGAACUAAAAAAAAGUCAUGAACAAUCAAUAACGUCACUGUGUCAGAGCCAACACAAGAAGCUUACUGGAAAUAGCGAAAACAACUGAAACAAAGAAAGAUUUCAAAGUCGGUGGUGUACUCUUCAGAUUCGUAGAUAUACACACUCAUCUCUCUCCGCGUUGAUCUCUCUCUCUCUCUCUCUCUCUCUCUCUCUCACCAUGGCGGACCGUGGUGCUUCUUCUUACGGAUUGACUCCUCGACUAGAUAUUCAGCAGUUACAAUUUGAAGCCCAGCAUCGAUGGUUGCGCCCUGCAGAAAUAUGCGAAAUUCUUAAGAAUUAUCAGAUGUUUCAAAUCACUCCAGAACCGCCUAGCAGGCCACCGAGUGGAUCGCUUUUUCUUUUUGAUCGCAAGGUUUUGAGGUACUUCAGAAAGGAUGGACACAACUGGAGAAAGAAGAAAGAUGGAAAAACUGUGAGGGAAGCUCAUGAAAAGUUGAAGGUGGGAAGUGUUGAUGUGUUACACUGCUACUAUGCCCAUGGAGAAGAGAACGAAAAUUUUCAGAGGCGAAGCUAUUGGAUGCUUGAACCGGAUAUGAUGCAUAUAGUGUUUGUCCACUACUUGGAUGUGAAGGUUAACAAGACCAAUAUUGGUGCAAGUACAGAUACUAAUGAGGUUACAUCAGAUUCCCAGAACGGCAGUUCUGUGUCAUCUGGCUUUCCUGCAAAUUACGGUAACACGCCUUCAGGAAGUACGGAUUCUAUGAGCCCAACAAGUACUUUAACUUCUUUAUGUGAAGAUGCUGAUUCAGAGGAUAUUCACCAAACAAGCUCAGGAUUUCAUGCUUUUCAUGGGUCACAAAAUCUGGGGAAUGGUCCACCCAUGGAUAAGAUUGAUGCUCGUUCAAAUAGUUCAUAUCUUACGCAUCCCCUUUCAGGUGGUCAUGGCCAGUUACCAAUUUCAGGAACAAAUUAUCUCCCACUUGUUCAGGGGGUUAAAUCCAAUCCAAGUGAUAUUACAUACAUUGAGGGUCAGAGACACAUCAUAGCAUCCUGGGACAAUGUCGUGGAGAAAUCUGCAGGAUCACACUCUGAUCCUUCCCUUGUAUCAACAAAUUCCAUUCCAUCAAGUUCAAUGGAAAACACCAUUGAACAAGAACAGACUGUCUUUACUGAAGUAGGAGGGGCCUCACAAUCUCUCCAAUCAAAUUGGCAGAUUCCUUUUGAGGAGAAUACAGGAGAAUUUCCUAAAUGGAGUUUUACUCAAUCAUCGAGUUUGGAAUUUGGAUCUGAUUAUACCACUGGAUUACUGGGAAAAGAAAAUUAUAAUGGAAGUCCAGAAACUGAUCCUGGCCUAUUUUCUUUUAAUUAUGAGCCAGAAGAGCAGUCUGUGCAGCAAAACUUGUCAAUGCAGCAUGCACAUGGACAAUCUCAGGAUGCACUGACAACUGAGUGUGAUGAAAUUCAUGGUGAACAGAGUAUCAACUAUGCAUUGACCAUGAAGCGUGUUUUUAUGGAUGCAGAAGAAAGCCUAAAGAAGGUUGAUAGCUUUUCUAGGUGGAUUUCUAAAGAACUUGCAGCGGUGGACGAUCUACACAUGCAGUCUUCCCCUGGUGUUUCCUGGGGAACGGAUGAAUGUGGGAAUGUGAUAGAUGAAACCUCAUUGAACCUGUCCCUAUCUCAAGACCAGUUGUUCAGCAUAAAUGAUUUUUCACCUAAAUGGGCUUAUGCUGAAUCAGAAAUUGAGGUGUUGAUUAUUGGAACAUUUUUGAAAAGUCAACCAGAGAUGGCAACAUGUAACUGGUCCUGUAUGUUUGGGGAAGUGGAAGUUCCAGCUACGGUUUUAGCUAAUGGAAUUCUGUGCUGUCAAGCUCCACCUCAUGAGAUUGGACGGGUCCCUUUCUAUGUAACCUUUUCCAAUAGAUUUGCUUGUAGUGAAGUUCGGGAAUUUGAGUACAAAGAGGGCUAUACUAGAAAUGUAGAUUUGGCAGAUUUUGUUAACAGCUCAACUGAAAUGCUGCAUCAUUUGCAACUGGAUGAGUUACUUUCUUUGAAUUCAGUUCACCCUUCAAAUCAAGUUUUUGAGGAUGACAUGGAGAAAAGGAACUUGAUUCUUAAGCUUAUUUCACUGAAAGAGGAAGAGGAAUAUUCGAGUAAUGAAGAGCCAACCGUAGAGAUGAAUAUAUCAGAAUACAGGUUGAACGCACAUAAGUUUCACAGGCAGGUUAAGGAGAAGCUGUACUCGUGGCUUCUUCACAAAGUAACUGAAACUGGUAAAGGGCCUCAUGUGUUUGGUAAAGAUGGGCAAGGUGUGUUACAUUUGGUUGCUGCUCUUGGUUAUGAUUGGGCCAUAGCACCAAUUGUAACUGCUGGAGUUAUUAUAAACUUCCGUGAUGUGAAUGGAUGGACAGCUCUACACUGGGCUGCAUCCUGUGGCAGAGAGCGAACAGUUGCUCUCCUUGUCUCCAUGGGUGCAGCUGCCGGAGCAUUGACAGAUCCAUGUCCAGCAUUCCCUUCAGGAAGAACACCUGCAGAUCUUGCUUCCAACAAUGGCCACAAAGGAAUUUCGGGUUUUCUUGCUGAGUCAUUAUUAACUAGCCACCUUGAAUCACUCACAGUGGAUGAUGUGAAUAAAGAUGGUACGAAAGAAAAUUUGGGAAUGAAAGCAGUACAGACAUUUUCAGAACGAAUUGCAACACCUGUGUUUUGUGGGGAUGUACCAGAUGCUAUCUGCCUUAAGGAUUCUCUUGAUGCUGUCCGUAAUGCUACCCAAGCUGCUGAUAGAAUACAUCAAGUAUAUAGAAUGCAGUCAUUUCAAAGGAAACAGUUAGCUCAGUAUGAAGAUGAUGACGAGUUUGGAUUGUUAGAUCAGCAAGCUCUUUUGCUUCUAGCUUCUAAGGGAAGAAAAUCUGGACAUGGGGAGGGUUCAGCCAAUGCUGCUGCAAUACAAAUACAGAAAAAAUUUCGUGGUUGGACAAAGAGAAAAGAAUUCUUGUUCAUUCGUCAAAGAGUUGUUAAAAUCCAGGCCCUUGUAAGAGGUCACCAGGUAAGAAAGAAGUACAAGCCAAUCAUUUGGUCCGUUGGAAUCCUGGAGAAGGUUGUAUUACGGUGGAGACGUAAGGGCAGUGGUUUACGUGGAUUUCGACCAGAUGCCCUUAAUAAGGUCCCCAAUCAACCAAGCAAUGAUCCUGCGAAGGAGGAUGAUUAUGAUUUUCUCAAGGAAGGGAGGAAACAGAGUGAAGAAAGGUUCAAAAAAGCCCUGACAAGGGUUAAGUCUAUGGCUCAGUAUCCAGAGGCUCGGGCUCAGUACAGGCGGCUGCUAAAUGUAGUAGACGACUUCCGCCAUACUAAGCAGGCAUGUAAUUUGAGUUUGAUAAAUUCGGAAGAGGCAGUUGAUGGUGUGGAGGAUUUGAUUGAUAUUGACAUGCUUUUAGAUGAUAAUUUCUUACCCAUAGCAUUUGACUGAUCCUUUGAGGUUGCUACUCCUCUCCUCUCUUCUGUAAAUAGAUGGCCCGUCGGUUUUAUUUGGCAUGGGAAACAUCUUAACAUCGUAUAUAGAAUAUAAUAAUCAGAACCGCUUGGAUCCUAGGUUGUCAUGUUUUGUACCAAAAACUAGUUGGAUCCAAGGCUGGAUAUAAAUAGAUUGUGAUUGCUAGAAUCUGCAUUCAUGUUUGAUUGUUCAAAUACUGAAAUCUAGACAUGGUUUGAUUUUACAUAUAUUCAUUUAUAUAACAUAGGGCUGAAUAUAUUUUUGGUUAUUCAUAUAACAUUUGUGUA
Molecule: messenger RNA, 3966 nt
Organism: Cicer arietinum (chickpea)
Lineage: Eukaryota; Viridiplantae; Streptophyta; Magnoliopsida; Fabales; Fabaceae
Product: calmodulin-binding transcription activator 2-like
Biological process (GO): regulation of transcription by RNA polymerase II
Cellular component (GO): nucleus
Molecular function (GO): transcription coregulator activity; protein binding; double-stranded DNA binding
Source: RefSeq, a predicted model, not a curated record